Molecule: messenger RNA, 2961 nt
Organism: Plasmodium relictum
Lineage: Eukaryota; Apicomplexa; Aconoidasida; Haemosporida; Plasmodiidae
Gene: ABCB6
Product: ABC transporter B family member 6, putative
Exons: 1
Coding region: 1-2961 (986 amino acids)
Biological process (GO): transmembrane transport
Cellular component (GO): membrane
Molecular function (GO): ABC-type transporter activity; ATP hydrolysis activity; ATP binding
Source: RefSeq, a predicted model, not a curated record
AUGCAAAGUUAUAAAUAUUUAAAAUAUAAAACAACAUUACCACAUAAUUUUUUUUGUCAAUAUGUAUCAACUUUAAUUAAAAACAUAAUAAGUUGUGAAGAUACACAAAGAAACAGUAAAUUAACCGAUCAAAUUUAUUUUACAUUAGUAAAUCACUUUAGUAAGAAAAAAAAAAGUGAAUAUAUUUCUAUAUUUUUAAAAAACAUAUUUUCUUCUUUUAUAUACAAUAAAUUUAAAAAAAAAAAAUUCUACAAUUUCAUAAGGAACAGUAACCUUAAACAUUUAAUUUGUGAUAAUGAAAAUGAUAAACUAUUUGAAUUAUUCCAUAACACUGCAAAAAAAACUUAUACCAACAACACUUUCGUAGGUUUUAUUUAUCUAAAUAAUAUUAUAAAUGGGAAAUUAUUCAAUAGUUAUUUCUUCCUAAUAAAUAGUAUAAUAACUAAAAAAAUAAGAGAACUUGAUACUUUCAAAUAUCCUUUACAUUUUAUUAAAGAAAAUUCUAAUCUAAACCAUUAUAUUGAAAAAAGAAUAAUUGAGAAAUGCAAACAUUUCCAUAUUAUUCGAAAAGAAUUCCUAUUUUAUACUGAAAAGGAAAAUACAUUAAAAAAAAAUGAAGGAGAUAAAAACAGUCAAAAUGAAAAAGGUGAUAAUAAGAACAAUAAAAAAAAAAAAGAUAAAGAAGAUGAAGUAAAAAAUAACGAAAAAGAUAAUGUUAAUAAAAAUGAUAAAAAAGUUACAGUAAAAAAUAAUGAAAGUAAGGAGGAAAUUAAAAAUGAUAAAAAUAAAGAAAACAUUUAUUAUAAUGAAAAUGAAAAGGGAUUCAAAUCAAGUGCAGAUACCUUUAAGAAUAAUAUAAAUGAUGAAUAUGAAAAAAUGAAAGUUAAAGAAUUAGAUAAAAUUCUUUUUAAUCUAGAAAAAUUAUACGAGAAUAAAAAUAGCAAAAUAAAUAUAAAUAUUAAAAUAUUAGUCUAUAUAUUUAAAAAUUUUAUACAUAAAAAUAAAGAAUUAAAAAUAAAAAUAUUUUUUUCGUUUAUUUUCUUAAUAUGUUCUAAAAUAUCAAUAAUAUGUACUCCAAUUUUUUUAUCAUCCUUUAUUGAGAAUGUAAAUUUACAAAAAAACUUGAACGAAUCAUUUAAUAUGUCCAAUGCAAAUGCAAAUAAUUCAAGUUUCAUGCUCUUAUCAGCUUAUGUGCUUUCACGGGUUAUAUCAUCCAGCUUAAAUGAAUUAAGAAAUAGUAUUUUUAAUAGUAUUAGUCAGAGAAUUUCAACUUACGUGAGUAAAUUGUUUUUUUAUAAAAUUCAUAACUUAAAUUUAAGCUACAUUUUAUCAAAAAAAAAUGGGGAGCUAUCCUUUAUAUUUAACAGAGGAUGCAAAAGUAUUACAAAUUUAUUAAAUGUUAUAGUUUUUCAAAUAAUUCCAAUAAUAAUAGAAUUUGUCCUUUAUUUAUAUAUAUUAACUUAUAAAAUACACUAUAGUGUUUCCAUUGUUACAUGCUUAAAUAUGUUAUUAUACAUUAUUUUUACAACUGUAGUAACUAAAAAAAGAACUAUUAUUAGAAAAUAUAUGAAUAAAGCAGAACAAAAUACUUUCAAUAUAUUUUUAGACUCCAUACAAAAUGUCGAACAGGUUAAAUAUUAUACAAAUGAAAUACAUGAACUAAAAAAAUUUUUAAAAGAACAGAAAAAGUAUGAAAAAAAAGCCAUAAAUGUCCAAAAAUCUUUAUCUUUUUUAAAUUUUGGCCAACAAAUUAUUUUAAAUUUUAAUUUAUUUCUCUGCUUAUAUUUAACUUAUAUGAAUAUAUCAAACGAUGUUUUCCCUUUUAGUUACUUGGUGUUAGUGAACACUUUGUUAUUUCAAUUGGCUAUACCUCUAAACAUGUUUGGUACGAUUUAUAGAGAAACAAAAUUGAGUUUAGUUGACAUAGAAUGUAUGAUUAAAAUUUUAGCAAAGAAAAUUAAGUCGGUAAAUUAUGGUAAUAAAAUGGAUAUGCAAAAUGGUCAAAUUAAAUUUGAAAAUGUUUACUUUAAAUAUCCGUUAUUAGAAAAUACUAAUGAAUCUGAAGAAAAAAAUGAUAAGGCAAAAAAUAACAUAAUUAAAACAAUGUUUAAUAAUACGAAAAUUUUUUUUAAAAAUUUUAAAGAAAAGUAUAUAUUAAAAAAUAAGAGUGAGACAAAUAUGCUUAAUAAUGAUAUAGUAAAAAAUAUGAGUGGCGAAAUAAAAAAUAAUUUGGACCACGAAAUAAAAAAAAAUAUGGAAACUAGUUUAAAAGAAAAUAAUUAUUUAUUUGAAAAUUUCACUUGUCGCAUUGAAGAUGGUGAAAAGGUAGCUAUAAUAGGCAAAAGUGGUUCAGGUAAAAGUAGCUUAAUCAAAUUAUUAUUAAAAUUCUAUGAAUUAAAUAGUGGAAAUAUAUAUAUUGGUAAUAAAAACAUAGAUGAUACAAAUUUAUACACAUUAAGAAAAAACAUAUGUGUAGUUCCACAAGAUACCAUUUUAUUUAAUAACACUAUUUCUUAUAAUAUUAAGUAUGGUAAUUUUCACUGUUCCAAUAAAGAAAUGAUUGAAGCAUCAAUUAAAUCGGAAUUGCAUGAUAAAAUUUUAAAAAUGGAUAGGAAAUAUGACACAAUUGUUGGUGAAAGAGGUACCAAAUUAUCAAUUGGAGAAAAACAAAGAAUAUGUAUAGCUAGAUGUUUUUUAAAAAAUUCAAAAAUUAUUGUUUUAGAUGAGCAUGCAAGUAAUUUGGAUAACGAAAAUAAAAAAUCCAUAGAAAAGGCUUUAAAUAAAUUAUGUAUGGGAAAAACAACUAUUAUUAUUACACAUAUAAUGGAAAAUCUUAAAAAUAUGGACAAAAUUAUAUUUUUUUGUGGUAAAAAUAUAUAUGUAGGUAAUCAUAAAGAACUAAUUCAUAACAAUUCAUCAUAUAGGGAAUAUUAUAAUUCAAAAAACAAUAAAAUUUUAUGA